AUGGCCGUACUGGACGCUAUCCGCGCCAAGCUGCAGAGCACCUCGGACCCCCAUUUACAGGCCCGCCUUCUGCUGCAGUACAGCUCAGCUGCGGCCUCGCCCGGUGCCAAGACCGCGGCGGCCAUCGACUUCCUCUUCUCCUUCCUACAGCAGAAUCAGACGCAGGCCGAGGCACAAGGGGACGGGAAUCAGACCAGCAAGGACGCCGGCAGCAGCGGAGCCAUCGUCGUGGGCGCCAUCGUGCGCGGCCUGAGGCAGCUGCUGGCCGUCAAGCCCGCCGUGGUGCAGCCCAUGAUCCAGGUGGACGCCAUGGGCGAGCAGCUCAUGCAGUGCAUGAGCGUGGGGGAAGACUUCAAGCUGCGGCGCGACAUGCUGCGCAUCGUCGUGGAUUGCCUCAUGCUCACCAACAAGUUCGCGCAGGUGGAGACGCUGCUGCACGUGUGUGUGCGGGACCACGACGCCGGUAUGCAGGCCAUUUGUCUGCGAGGGUAUCUGAGGCUGCACGAUGCAGGUCGCAGCUUCGCGGCGGAGACGGCGUCGUCACCAGGCGCGAAGGAUGCGGUGGGGAACCAUUUCGACCGUCUAGCGGCGUUCGUACUCUUUGCGCAGAGCGAGGAGGUGCGAGUGCUGGCGGCGCAGGUGCUGGUGGCGCUGGCGGACUUGCACCCGCAGCACGAAGUUGCGAGCCGCAGGUUCUUCCCGUCGUCGAUCAGCAUGGCGGUGGCGAAGACAACGCUGUUUCUGCCGGAAAAGGCGUUCUAUGUGUUGUGUAUGGCUGGAAGUGAUGUGUCGGCUUCGGUGCGUGUGGAGGUUGCACGCUGUUUGCGCGGGUUCUCGCGCGUGCUUGCGAGUGAAGUAGUGGAGCACGCUGUGCUGAAGACGCAGAUCGAUGAAGCUGUGGUGGAUGUUACGCCUGAGGCUUUGGAGAUGAACACGCGUCGUAUGCUGUCGAGUGGAGUGUUGCUGUCGCUGCUGGAGGAUAUUGAUGGAGAUGUGGCUGCGGAAGCCUCACGCACUAUCGCGCGGCUGAGUGAAAUGACGACGAAGCCAGAUGCCGGCGUUGGGCGAUGGAGUCAACGGGCGAUGGAGCGGGCCAUCACGGCGCACUUCGACGCUCUUCCUCGAGCAAGCGUGCCGAGCUCCGCGACACUCUGUCGCGUGCUAGUUAGCUCGGUGGGCCGAUUGCUGGUGUGCGGGGACUCACUUAGCACAAAGACGGACUUCACUAUCUCAAGCGCAGAUUUAAGCUGCCUGAUUCGUAGCGCCAGCAUCGACGCAGACAGCAUCAAGCCCGCAGUUGUUGAUAUCUUGGUUGUGCUGCAGUAUUGUGACUUGUCAAGCGCCUGGGCCGUUCAACGCAUUAUUGACUUCGUGCUCGACAGCGUGGGGUCUUCUUCGUUUGAUUACCCUUCGUCCGACAGGGAGAGCGAAGAUAGCGAUACUCCUGACUGUUGGGGCAAACGGAUUCUCGUCGUACUGCGCGAUCUCGGGAAGAAGUGCUCAAAGGUGCUGAAAGCUGACGUUGCCUUGUCAGACCGUUUGCGGCAGGAAGCAUCCUCUCAGCGUCGAUUCUUGAAAUCUGUGUGUCACGCACUACUUGGUCAGACGGAAUCACCCCGGCACGACAAGUCAAAGGAUGCGAACAAGUCACCAUUCGACGUGUCAAGCUUAUUUUUCCUGAAGACCCCACCUACGAGCUCCCCUCAUAUUCCCGCGCGAGAUUCCUCUACCGUUUCGUCUCAAGUGGCUGAUUCAAUGGAUACCUUGCGAAAGUCUCCAACCGAUGGGAAUGUGGCUGUAUACCUCAAGGCGAUCCAGCGACUCCGGACUGCGUUUGCUGUGGAUGCCGUUGAUAUUUCCGUUCGAGUCGCUGAUGUUAUCGUGCGUUUGCGCCAGCACGUACAUUCGUUCCCUGAUGCAUCAGCCGCGCCAGCCCCGACUGCACACAAAUAUGUUUCGAUGCAGGCGAUGCUCAGCACGAGCCCGAGCGUGAGCUCUGGCCACACGAGUAGUACUAGCGUGGACAACCAAGAUCAGAAAGAGGCGCAAGUAUUUGCAAGUCUGCGGAUACCCGUGGAUCUGGAAAAAAGCUGCCAAGAAGUGGUUGACGUUGCCUCGGAUACCUACGUCAAGGCGUUCGCACUCAGCUCAUCGCCCCGUGCAGAACUGCUCCAGUUGAUAUUGCUUGGCCGCGUAGGACUUGUGCUCUCAUUGCUGCAGAAUUCCAGCGACAGCCUGCUGAAGAUUGAAAAGCUUCGAUGGAUUGCCAAGGAGGCAACUCGCCUGCGCUUCCUCGUCAGUGAUAACCAUCAUCAAGGCGAGAUGUGGUUGCCGACACAGUUGCUAUCCGACGUUAGCUCACUGGACGAUGUGAAGCGUGCUUUCGUGGUCAUUGUUCGUAAGGCGUGGCCUACGGCGCUAAUUAAAGCUGCAAUUCAUCGGUUGACGCGAGCAGCAAACGGUUCUGGAGUUAUCUACCGACGUCCAGCUAUUGCUCACGCUUCUAUUGUGGAGCCUACAACGAGUGCAAGCGCAAAGCCUGAGCCUCGGGAAAUCACAGCAAACUGGCCGUUUGAACAGCGAGUCCGAUUCUUACUGACAAGCGUGCGGGACAUCACUCAGGUGUUCGUCAAGAGCGUACUGCCCAAUGGUGAUGUGGAGUAUCAUCACGUACCUGCAAAACGUGUCUGCAACCAAGGCUCACGAAAGCACAUGGUCGACCACACCAUCACACUGACGGUGUCGCCAUUUUCGGAUCCGACUGCGUUCACUGUAACAGUGUGUCUUGGGCACCCCACUUUGCCCGGCAGCGUUAAGCCAAACACCCCCGGAUCCAGAGAAACGAGUCCUCGCAUCUUCAAAGAGAUAUCGGCAUCAGUUCGCGUACCGAUUUUCCAUCGCACAAGCUCCACACUGAGGCAUGCGAAAUCGUAG
Messenger RNA from Phytophthora sojae, 2934 nucleotides. RefSeq lists its product as hypothetical. Bases 1 to 2934 code for a protein of 977 amino acids. The transcript is spliced from 4 exons. The record is from RefSeq and is a predicted model, not a curated record. NCBI's taxonomy places the organism in Eukaryota, Oomycota, Peronosporomycetes, Peronosporales, Peronosporaceae.